AGGAUGUUUCUCCACCUCUUCUCCUCUUCUACCUCAUUGUCCUCUCUGCUUCUUUUCAACUAAGUCACAAGCAGGCAACAUGGCUGAGUCCUUUGUUGGCACAUGGAACCUUAAGGAAAGCAAGAAUUUUGAUGAGUAUAUGAAAGCACUUGGUGUGGGCUUUGCCACGCGGCAAGUUGGUAGCAUGACCAAGCCCACAACCAUCAUCGAAAUGGAUGGAGACACCUUAACGCUGAAGACACAAAGCACAUUCAAGAACACCGAGAUCAACUUUAAACUCGGGGUGGAGUUUGACGAGACCACUGCAGAUGAUCGUAAAGUAAAGUCCUUGAUCACACUAGACGGUGGCAAGCUGGUUCACGUGCAGAAAUGGGACGGCAAAGAGACGACUUUAGUGAGAGAGGUCAGCGGCAAUGCCCUCACAUUGACACUGACACUGGGUGACGUGGUUUGCACACGCUCAUACGUGAAAGCAGAAUAGACGAAGGGAUGACAGAAGCAGAAGACGACCUGCAUGCCUCACCAACCACCCUCCUGAACACUCGCUUUUGUUCAGCUGAAAAUGUGUGUCCCAGUUGCCCUGUAUAUGUUCAUGUCCAAAAUAUACACUAUACGGUUAAGUUGUAAUAAAAUGACGAUUUUUACAUCCAA
Engraulis encrasicolus (European anchovy) is the source of this 651-nucleotide messenger RNA. RefSeq names its product fatty acid binding protein 3, muscle and heart (gene fabp3). The record is from RefSeq and is a predicted model, not a curated record. Gene Ontology annotation, biological process: fatty acid transport. Gene Ontology annotation, cellular component: cytosol; nucleus. The coding region runs from base 80 to 481 and encodes 133 amino acids. The transcript is spliced from 4 exons. Gene Ontology annotation, molecular function: fatty acid binding. NCBI's taxonomy places the organism in Eukaryota, Metazoa, Chordata, Actinopteri, Clupeiformes, Engraulidae.